Microplitis demolitor is the source of this 642-nucleotide messenger RNA. RefSeq lists its product as uncharacterized. The coding region runs from base 1 to 642 and encodes 213 amino acids. The record is from RefSeq and is a predicted model, not a curated record. NCBI's taxonomy places the organism in Eukaryota, Metazoa, Arthropoda, Insecta, Hymenoptera, Braconidae. The transcript has 3 exons.
AUGAAUGAUUCAGAAAAGAAUAAUUUAGAAGAUAACAAAGAAAACAGCAGUAAGAAUGACCAAUCGUUUCCAAAUCUUGAUGAAGAAAAUAAGCCUACAGAAAAAGUUAUUAAUGAUUUAAUAAUCGAAAAUCAAACAGAUCAGAUGGGUAUUUCACCAUCAAAAAUGGGAAUCGUAAAUGAUCAGAAUCGUUUAGAUAAAAAUAAAAAACCGUUGAAGAGGAAAAAAGUUUUGAAGGAACUCAAACUAAAAAAGAAAUUUAAAAAAAGCAUCAAGUUCGUCAAAGAUUCUAAGGUAAAUAAUAAUUCAUCUACGUUGAAAAGCAUAACUAUCAGUGUAACCGAAUCUUUAAAUAAAACUCAAAGACCAAGUACUGCAACUUCUUCAACCAAAGGUUCUACAGUUGAAGAAGAAUGCACUCUUGCAAUUAAAGCUUCCAAAGUAGCAGGAGAAAAAACGGACUCAGAAGAUGUAACUUCUAACAUAUCUAAAGAACAAAGUGCCCCUGGAAUUAAAGCGUUAAAUAUCACUGAAGUUAAAAAUACUUCUGUUGUUAAAGUUGCCAAUGAUGCUAAAGAAUCAAGUCCCAUUAUCACGAACCAUCGGAAUUCGCAAAUGAAACCACACACGUUCCGGAAGUAA